Pyricularia oryzae 70-15 is the source of this 423-nucleotide messenger RNA. RefSeq lists its product as uncharacterized. The record is from RefSeq and is a predicted model, not a curated record. The coding region runs from base 1 to 423 and encodes 140 amino acids. NCBI's taxonomy places the organism in Eukaryota, Fungi, Ascomycota, Sordariomycetes, Magnaporthales, Pyriculariaceae. The transcript has 2 exons.
AUGGCUUCGAAAUAUUUAAUUUUCGCCUUCUUUUCGAUACUAAUCACAUUGACUGCUGCCUUCACCUGCACAAAUUGCGCUGCGCUCGAGCUCAGGCCACCAUCGACCGGGAUGCCCUGGGACAAAGACGGCAGCAGCUCACAGCAUGUAGCCACUCCUAGCAAGAGAGAUGAUGCGCAACUCAUUCAGCCAGACGGGCCACACCAGACCGCCAAGCUAGGCUACAAGACGGAGCUCACUAAGGAAUGCGCACAAGCCUGCCUCAAGACUUGCCGUCCGUUUGACUUUUUGCCGUACGAGUAUGCAGACUGCCGAUUGGUACCGACACGAUUGGGCAAGAACGAGAAAGGUGUCGGGAACCCAAACCAGAAUUACCGAAAAACACGAACCAAGGACAGAAAAUGGAAGCACGAAGUUACGUAA